AUGUUUAGUCAAAUAAGCAGAGACUUGGAAACAGCAGCAAAUAAAACUCUUAGACAUCCUGAAAGAAUGCUCAAAUUUGCAUACAACCCAGAAGAAAUCCAAGAUGAUGCAAUCAAGUAUAAUGAAUUAUUGACAGAACUUUCUAAAGAGCUUCAAUCUCCAUUACUUCCACUUUUGAUCCCAUCUCAAAAUAACGUCCUUAAUGUAGGCAAUGGGAGAGAUAAUUGAAUGAUCAAUCCAACGUCCACUCUUCCAGCUCAUAUGUGUCUAUUCACCACUCUUGGAAAAUUCUUCGGCUCUGCAAUCCGUACCGAGAAUAGACUGAGACUUUCACUCCCUGUUAUUGUAUUUAAGCAUCUUCUACACGAAAACGUCACAACUGAAGAUUUAAGAGACUUUGACUUCCCACUCUACAAGUUGUUACAUAAAUUAAGGAACCUUGAAGCCUAUGGAAUUACUGCGGAAAACUUCGGCCAGCACAUUUCUGAGAAGUUUAUAGUAAAAUAUGGUGAAGAAGUUGUGGAAUUUUGUGAAGAUGGAGCCAAAAUUGACGUUACUUUUGAAAAUGUUGGUCAGUAUGCUGAUCUAUUAGAGAAACACAAAUUAUUUGAAAAUCCUAAAGCUUAUGAUUCUAUAAGAAAAGGUAUGGCUGCUGUUGUUUCUAUUGAUAAAUUGAGCCUAUUCACAACUGCUCAACUACGUGAACUCAUAUGUCUGAAUCAAGAAGUCAAAUUAGAAGUCUUAGAAGAGAACACGGAAAACGAGAAUUGCAGAAGAACAGAUCCGCACAUUGAAAACUUCUGGGGAGCAAUUAAAUCGUUAAAAGAAAGUGAGCUUUCUAAAUUUAUUGACUAUAUAGCUAGAAGGUCUAAGCUUAUUGAGUGGAACUGGCCUCAUAAAUUUACAAUAGCUAACUCCCCCCUCUCUGUGAGUGAACAAAAAAAUUUUUUGUUUACUCACGAAGGGGAGUUAAUUUUUUUUUAAAACAAUUUAUUUAUAAUAGAAAGAUAUUUUAAAAAAAUCCUAAUUCGCCAAAAUUGGAAAGCAAAUAUUAAUUUAAUUUAUAAAAUUUAUGCUUUAAAAAGCAAUUUGUUUAAAGUUAAAAGAAUUAGCUUGAGAUUUCAUUAUACUAAUUAUCACUUAUAUAUCAUUUUUUUUUUUUCAUAAAAAACUUUUCUAUUAAAAAAUUUUUGUUCACUCACGGAGGUGGGUUUUUGGGCAAAAAAUAGGGAUUUUUCCAAUGGUUUUGUUCACUCACGGAGGGGGGGGAGUAAGCACAGUAAAUCUGGAGCUGUGAAUACAUUGAUUACUAUUGUGGACAAUUUCAUAUUCAGACUUGAACUACCAGCUUAUACAACUCCAGAAAUCAUGAAAGAGAAGAUCAUAUAUGAGAUUUCCCACAAUAGCAAGUUUGAUUCUUUAGAUGUAAAUAUUUAA
Blepharisma stoltei is the source of this 1437-nucleotide messenger RNA. Lineage: Eukaryota; Ciliophora; Heterotrichea; Heterotrichida; Blepharismidae. The record is from the annotation of a GenBank genome assembly.